Molecule: messenger RNA, 2418 nt
Organism: Mesocricetus auratus (golden hamster)
Lineage: Eukaryota; Metazoa; Chordata; Mammalia; Rodentia; Cricetidae
Product: zinc finger protein 431-like
Exons: 4
Coding region: 115-1512 (465 amino acids)
Biological process (GO): regulation of transcription by RNA polymerase II
Cellular component (GO): nucleus
Molecular function (GO): RNA polymerase II transcription regulatory region sequence-specific DNA binding; DNA-binding transcription factor activity, RNA polymerase II-specific
Source: RefSeq, a predicted model, not a curated record
CUCUGCUAAAGAAGGCGGAAGUCGUCCGGUGUGCCGAGGAAGGCGGAAGUCGUCCCGUGUGUCGCGCCCCCCUCUCCGCUGCCUUAAGCUGCGGGCAAGUCCGGCAGCCGCACAAUGAGUGCAGUGACCUAUGAUGACGUGCAUGUCGACUUCACUCGGGAAGAAUGGGCUUUGCUGGAUCCUUCCCAGAAGAAUCUCUACAAAGAUGUGAUGCUGGACACCUACAGGAACCUCACUGCUGUAGGCUACAAUUUGGGAGACCAUAAGAUUGAAGAACAUUGUCAAAUUUCUAGAAGACAUGGAAGGCAUGAAAGAAAUACUGGAGUGAAACCCUGUGAAUAUACUCAAAGUGAUAAAGCCUUUGCGUAUGACAGUCAUCUUCAAAGACAUGAAAGAAUUCCUGCUGGAGAGAAACGCAAUCAAUGUAGUCAGUGUGGGAAAGCCUUUGCACAUCACAGUUAUCUUCGGAUACAUAAGAGAACACACACUGGAGAGAAGCCCUGUGAAUGUAAGCAGUGUGGGAAAGCCUUUGCACAUCUCAGUAGUCUCCGAAGACAUAAAAUAACACAUACUGGAGAGAAACCCUACAGAUGUAAUCAAUGUGAUAAAGCCUUUUCACAACCUACUAGUCUCCAAAUACAUAUAAGAACACAUACUGGAGAAAAACCUUAUGUAUGUUAUCAGUGUGGGAAAGCCUUUUCACAGCACAAUAGUCUCCGAGUUCAUAAAAGAACACAUACUGGAGAGAAACCCUACAAAUGUAAUGAAUGUGGUGAAGGCUUUGCACGUCACAGUCACCUUCAAAGGCAUGAAAGACUCCAUACUGGAGAGAAUCCCUAUGAAUGUCUUCAACAUGAGGAAGCCUAUGCACAUUUCUAUACUCUUCAGCAUCGUGAAAAAAAUCAUACUGGAGAAAAACCCUAUGAAUGCACUCAAUGUGGUAAAACCUUUGCACAUAACAGACAUCUCCGAAUGCAUAAAAGAACACAUUCUGAAGAGAAAGCCUGCAAAUGUAAUCAGUGUGGUAAAGCCUUUGCACAUAAGAGUUAUCUCCGGAUGCAUAAAAGAAUACACUCUGGAGAGAAACCCUAUGAAUGCAGUGAAUGUGGUAAAACAUUUGCAUAUCAUAGUUAUCUCCGAAUACAUGAAAGAACACACACUGGAGAGAAACCCUACGAAUGUACUCAAUGUGGCAAAGCCUUUGCACGUCACACUAGUCUCCAAAUACAUAAAAAAACACAUACUGGAGAGAAACCAUAUGCAUGUAAUCAAUGUGAUAAAACCUUUGCACAUCAUAAUUAUCUCCGUAUCCAUAAAAGAACACAUACUGGAGAGAAACCCUAUGAAUGUACUCAGUGUGGUAAAACCUUUGCACAUCAUAGUAGCCUUCAAAUCCAUAAAAGAACACAUGCUGCAGGACACCCUAUGAAUACAAGCAGUGUGGUUAAACCUUUGCAUGUAACAGUCGUCUUCCAAGUCAUGAGAGAGAAUCAUAGUGGAGAGAAACCCUAAACAUCUAGCCAGUGUGGUAAAGUCUUUGCACUUCAUGGUAGUCCUACAAAAGAGAAAAACCUUUCAUGUGUAAUCAGUCUGUUAAAGCUUUUGCACAUCAUAUUGGUGUUUGAGAACCUGAAAGGACUCACAACAAAGGGAAACUGACUGUAAUGGAUUUAGUAAGAUCUUUAUCCAACACACGCAGGUUCAGUUACACAAGAUCAUUCUGGAGAAAAAAGAUCUGGCAAGUGUCAACGGUAUUCAAGUGUUACGAUGUCCCUCUUUAUUUUGUUUGCACCUGUAAACUCAUGGAGAAAAUCCUUAUGAAUUUAAACAAUAAGAUAACCCUUUUAGAUAUCACACUUCUCUUCAAUAAGAUGAAAUAGCUCACGUAGGUGUAAAAUUGCCUGGGUAUGAUUGCUUUGCACCCUCCAAGUCUUCCACUCUUACCUUAUUUUGGCAACUACUUGUGGCUGUCAGAGACAGCACUCUGCAGGCUCCCACUUGGUGGUCUCCACAUAGGCAUUAGCUCUUCUGUCGCUACCUGGUCAUCCCUGUAACCUGCCUGCCUGGUAGGAAUAAGGAUAUUCUAAAGAGACAUUUAUCUCUCUCCCAGUGGCUAGUGAAAUAGUGCACCCCAUGACAUUCUGAUUUCCUGGGAAUCUCAUUCUGGGCAAAGACUGAGUCCUUCAGAAGAAAACUUCUCUGCUGAAGAAACAUUUACUCCUGAUCUGAAUACCUUGCUCCAGAGAAAGCUGAGAAUUGGGAGUGAUUUGGGGAUGAGAAAAAUUCAUUUUAUGGCUUUGUGAGGUUUCUCAGUUGUGCGUAUCUCUUGCCUUCUAACUAAGGAUGGAUUGAUUACCUUAUAGCUUCAUAACUGUUCCAAAUUAGUCAUACUGAAUAAAUAUCAUGUUUCAAUUUUUA